AUGCAGGCCGUUACAGUCAAAUCGCCACAGAGCCAAAGAACACCGUUUUCAGUGGAGGAUAUCUUAGAUCCCACUAAGUUCACCCGGAAAUUCAACUCGGCUGGGGAGAAAUCAGCUGAAGAAAAUCAUAAUCCGAAUGAGGAAGAUGGAAACACGCAGCGUCGCAGAGAGCCGCCGCCCCCGCUGGAGGUGAAGGGUCGUCGGAUCCGCACCGCCUUCACCCCGGAGCAGCUGCGGCUUCUGGAGUGCAGCUUCCGGAGGAGCCGCUACCUGUCGGUGCUGGAGCGCCACAGCAUCGCCGCGGCCCUCCGCCUGUCCGAGACUCAGGUCAAGAUCUGGUUCCAGAACCGACGCACCAAGUGGAGGAAGGAGAGCGUCACUGUGCGGGGAGAGGAGGAGGAGGAGGAGGAGGAAGGGCAGCAGCGCAGCUUCAUCCCGGCGUUCCCGUCCCACCCCGCGAUCUGCGCGGCUCUGACCUGUGGGUCCCUGUACCAGCCGGGCCCCCCGGAACCGCUCCGGCUGGUUCCGACGCUGCCUCUCAUGCCCUACCGGUACUGUUACACAUAA
This is a messenger RNA of Poeciliopsis prolifica (blackstripe livebearer), 567 nucleotides long. RefSeq names its product posterior neuron-specific homeobox (gene pnx). The coding region runs from base 1 to 567 and encodes 188 amino acids. Gene Ontology annotation, biological process: regulation of DNA-templated transcription. NCBI's taxonomy places the organism in Eukaryota, Metazoa, Chordata, Actinopteri, Cyprinodontiformes, Poeciliidae. The record is from RefSeq and is a predicted model, not a curated record. Gene Ontology annotation, molecular function: DNA-binding transcription factor activity, RNA polymerase II-specific; DNA binding. The transcript has 2 exons.